UAGUAACUAGCAAGCUAUUAAACGGAUAAGUGCACUUUUAAUUAACGAGAAUCGCCUUUUGUUUCAAAAGAAAUUUUAACAAAAUUCAAUAAAAAUAUUUUAUAGUUAAACAAUUAAGAGAUUUAUAAUUGAUUUGUUUAUUAGAUAAAAUAAUCGGGAUAAUAUAUAUAUAUAUAUAUAUAUAUAUAUAUAUAUAUAAAUUGCUUUUGAGAAAAUAAGGAGUAAAAAACGAACAAAGGCCGCUGCAGAGUGAAGAAAAAAAAUUAAACAAAGGAACUGGAAUAGUUAACAUUACAUUAUUGUAAUAAAAAAAAUUCUCUGAGAGUUUUUAAUAUAAUUUAUUUCCCCAAAAAAGGUCACAACAACUACGUCACUAAAACAACAACAACACCAUCAACAAGUUUAAUAAAUCCCCACAACCAUGAAUGAUAAUCAACGUAAUCGUAUUUUACAAAACAUUGAUUCUUUAGUUGAUUUUACCGAUUUUAAAACAUUAUGUGAUGCUUGCUAUCGCAAUAACUUGUUGAGUUACACUAUGAUACAGAAUAUUCAUCAUGUCGAGCCGGAGAAUUCUCUGGCGGAUACUUUCGAUGAAGACACCAUUAAGAGGGAACGUCACAAAAGGUUAUUUGUGAAAAUAACUAAAAGAGGUCCUGAAGCAUUUGAGAUGUUGUGCCGCAUAUUAUUGGAUUUGAAAUAUAUAGAUGCUUUAAAGAAACUACAUGACGAUGACAAGGGUAUGAUUUCAAUAAGUUCUAGUAAGAAAACCGGAACAGCAACGUCUGGCAAUACGGAGAUUAAUCAUGUGAAUGUGGCAAAUAAUAAUAUUGAUGAUAGAGAUGGUACAAUAAGUAGACAGUUUUCCCGAUGCGAUUCAGAUGAUAUCACUCUCCACCAAUAUGCGGAUACAAUACAGCCGAAGAAAGAUGUAAACGUACUUAAGGCUAAGCGCAUUUUAAAACAUAACAGCAUCGACACUUAUUCCAUGGAGAGUAAAAAUAAUCGUGGCGUCUUUUUUAUGGUUAAUAUUGUUGAUUUUCCCACGGAAGAGCGACGUUCGGGAGCCGAUGAAGACACACAUUCCCUUUUGUCGCUAUUUAAACAAUUGGACUUCAAAUUGUAUGCCUACAAAAAUCUAACACAAAAGAAAUUCUUUGCUCUACUCGAUGAACUAUUGAGCUCGGACGAAAUUAGAGACACUGAAUGCUUUGUCAUGGCCCUAAUGACACAUGGUCAGAUGUCAGACGGUGUACAAUGGAUAUACUUUCACGAUGGUUCUGUGGUGAAAGUGAAAGAGAUAGAAAAGCGUUUCUAUCAUGAAAACUGUACACAAUUAGUGGGUAAACCAAAAAUUUUCAUUUAUCCCUACUGUCGUGGUGAAAUAUCAGAUAAGGGUGUUAAUGUUGUCAGUAAAACACAAACUGAAGGUGUUGGCACUACACGUCGUGCUAUCAAUAAUAUUGCUCAGCUAUCGGAUGUUAUUAAAUGCUAUGCCACUACAGCAGGUUUUGUAGCUCAUCGAGAUGUUGAAAAUGGCUCCUGGUAUAUACAGAGUUUUGUUGAUAUUAUGGCGGCCCAUGCGUACAAUACAUCCUUUGAGGAAAUGCUUAAAAUUAUACAAGCUGGUAUUUCCAAAUUGCGCACAAAUAAUAAUGAACUGCAAACGGCUAGUUAUGUUAAUAUAGGCUUUAAUAAAAUUCUUUAUUUUAAUCCGGGCAUUUAUGCAAAUUAAUUUUAUGUUCUUCCACUAAUGGCCAAAAUAUGUUUAUUAUGAUAUAUUUAUACAAACAAUUACAUAUUUUUUUGUAAUUACUUUCCAUUUUAAAAUGUACUGAUUGUAUUUGUGAAAUGUAUUAAUUUUAUAGUUAAUUAAGAAUAGUAUUAAUAUAGCAUAACUAUAUUAAAUAUAUAAUUACGAGUUUAUUUGUAAAA
Lucilia cuprina (Australian sheep blowfly) is the source of this 1932-nucleotide messenger RNA. Its product is annotated as caspase Dronc-like. The record is from RefSeq and is a predicted model, not a curated record. The coding region runs from base 422 to 1732 and encodes 436 amino acids. Lineage: Eukaryota; Metazoa; Arthropoda; Insecta; Diptera; Calliphoridae. Gene Ontology annotation, molecular function: cysteine-type endopeptidase activity. Gene Ontology annotation, biological process: proteolysis. The transcript has 3 exons.